AUGGACUUCCCAUCCAUGACACUCCACACAAACAACGUGACUGAAUUUAUCCUCUUUGGCCUCACGCAAAACGAAGAAACCCAGAAAAUAUGCUUUGUCCUGUUUCUGUGCUUCUAUUUAAUCAUUGUGCUGGGAAACUUUCUCAUAGUAGUCACGAUAAUUUUCAAUGCCCACUUGGCUUCUCCCAUGUAUUACUUCCUCAGCUACUUAUCCUUUGUAGACAUUUGCUAUUCCUCCGUCACAGCUCCCAAAAUGAUUACAGAUUUUCUUCUGGAAACAAAAACCAUCUCAUUUAUUGGCUGCAUAGCUCAGCUCUUUGGAGUUCAUUUCUUUGGCUGCACAGAGAUCUUCAUUCUUACAGUGAUGGCCUAUGACCGGUACAUUGCAAUUUGCAAACCACUCCACUAUACCACCAUUAUGACCAGGCGAGUCUGUGGGCAGAUGGUAGCAGCUUCUUGGGUCGGGGGGUUUCUGCACUCCUUGGUGCAGACUCUUCUCACCGCUCAGCUUCCUUUUUGUGGGCCCAAUGAAAUUGACCAUUAUUUUUGUGAUGUCCACCCUCUAUUGAAACUGGUUUGUACAGAUACCUAUAUCAUCGGCAUCAUAGUGGUUGCGAACAGUGGGAUGAUUGCUUUAAGCUGCUUCCUCAUCUUAGUUGUAUCAUAUGUUGUCAUCUUGGUCUCCUUGAGAUCUCAUUCUUCCGAAGGGCGUCGUAAGGCUCUUUCUACUUGUGCUUCCCAUGUCACAGUAGUGAUUUUAUUUUUUGGGCCAUGCACCUUUACCUAUAUACGCCCUUCCAGCAACUUCUCAGAAGACAAGACAGUAGCUGUGUUUUAUACUAUUAUCACCCCAAUGCUGAACCCAUUAAUCUACACAUUAAGAAAUUCAGAGAUGAAGAACGCCAUUAAAAAAUUAUGGAGCAGAAAAAUUAUUUCAGCUGAAAAAACAAAUAUGUAA
Python bivittatus (Burmese python) is the source of this 957-nucleotide messenger RNA. Its product is annotated as olfactory receptor 4S2-like. Gene Ontology annotation, biological process: G protein-coupled receptor signaling pathway. Gene Ontology annotation, molecular function: olfactory receptor activity; G protein-coupled receptor activity. Lineage: Eukaryota; Metazoa; Chordata; Lepidosauria; Squamata; Pythonidae. The record is from RefSeq and is a predicted model, not a curated record. Gene Ontology annotation, cellular component: membrane.